Messenger RNA from Lycium barbarum (goji berry), 866 nucleotides. RefSeq names its product CASP-like protein 5A2. Gene Ontology annotation, cellular component: membrane. The transcript is spliced from 4 exons. The annotation marks the transcript as partial. The record is from RefSeq and is a predicted model, not a curated record. NCBI's taxonomy places the organism in Eukaryota, Viridiplantae, Streptophyta, Magnoliopsida, Solanales, Solanaceae.
AUUGUUGCUGAAUUGAUUCUGGAAUUUUCAGGUGUUGCUACUAAGAUUUGCAUCAUUAUCUCUAUUUUUGUUAUGGUUACCACCUCUGAUUUCCCCACUGUUACUGCUUUCAGCUACCUUGUAGCAGCUGUUGGAUUACAGAUCAUAUGGAGCCUUGUACUUGCUAUAGCUGAUGUAUAUGCAAUAUUGGUGAAAAGAAGUUAUAGAAAUGCAACAGUUGUCAGUCUAUUUGUCGUUGAUGAUGGGAUCACUUCUACUCUUACAUUUGCUGCCGCCUAUGCAUCAGCUGGAAUUACAGUUCUUAUUAGCAAUGAUCUUGACAAAUGUAAAGUGAACCACUGCACGAGAUUUAUGUCAGCUACAACAAUGGCAUUUUUAAGCUGGUUUGCAACAUCACCAUCCUUUUUCGUGAAUUUUUGGUUUCUGGCUUCCCCAUAGAUGCAGUUCCGUACGCCUGCAAAAGGGACUAGGGGAAGGCUCUUACUCUGCCUGUGCAGUGUUUCUAUUUGCAAUUACUAACAGAAGAUCCUAAUAUGAGACUUGGAGCUGGAGGAGCAUCAGAGGUGAAGCUGCAUCCAUUUUUUAGAGAUAUUCACUGGGACACACUUGCUAGACAAAAGGUGUCGAAAAUGAAGAAAGGGAAGGAGACAGUGAAGACGUUGAUCUUACUUGAGAAGAUCUUUUAUGAAGCUUUCUACAUGUUCUAAGAAUCUUUUUGCUGGCGAACAUUUUGAAACUUAUCCUAAAUCUUGAAAUGUAAAACUUAAUUAUGCAUUUUGGGUUGAACAUUUUGGUUUUACGGGUAUAUAUGUUGGAUUAGGAAUGUUGGAUAUUUUGGAUUAUGAAAAAUUGUGUUUUCUGAUUUA